AUGGAAUUACCUCAACGUCCCUCAAUCUAUCAUUCCUGGUCUUUCAUACGUGCUUUGUUGGAUGCAGGUAUCGCCACUCCUGUAGUUCCCAACGAACAUCAGCUUACACCUCAGCCUCCAACGAGCGCAAGUGGAAUGGACGAUGUUCCGUCUUCAGCUGGAGUCAACGUAGAUGAUAUGUUCCAAGCUGAAACCGGCUUAGACGGUGAUGACGAGGAUGAAGAUGAUGGAGAUGUCACGGAAGGUCCAUCAGGCAAGAGACAACGUUCUGAAGGAGGACCCAGCGGAUUCACCUAUGUCGAAAAAGACGGUGAACCCAGUAGACGGAAAAUCAAGAUUGAAUACAUAAAUGAUAAAUCAAGAAGACACAUUACCUUUUCCAAACGAAAAGCUGGUAUCAUGAAGAAAGCAUACGAAUUAUCAAUCCUUACUGGUACACAAGUUUUACUGCUUGUCGUCUCUGAGACCGGCUUGGUUUAUACUUUUACCACUACCAAACUUCAACCACUUGUUCAAAAAGCCGAAGGAAAGAGUUUGAUUCAGGCAUGCCUCAACGCCCCUGACGGGUUUGGACCUGACGGGCAACCACUCGGUGGUCCGGUCGCGCCCACAAAAGCUAAGAACGGUGGACUUGCGAUCCGACCUCACAAACUCACCGCAGCGGCAUCAGCAGCAAUGGCAGCUUCUGCUCAAGCAGCAUCUGAUGAACAUGCUUCUCAUGGUGGUCAACAAUCUCAACAGAGUAUCAACCAAGCACAAGCACAAGCACAAGCACAAGCACAACAAGCGCAAGCGCACGCCCAGGCACAAGCUGAUGCUGCAGCAUCGAUAGGUCAGGGCACACCUGCUGCAUCUCGACCGAAGAAAAGAAUGCCAAGUAAGAAAAGACAAGCUUCUUCAGCAGCCGCAGCAGCAUCGAGCCAACAACCUGUUUUACCUGAAUUGGAUAUUCCUCCCGUACCCCAAAUCCCUGAUAUACAUAGACAACAAAGCCCUCAUACGCAACACCCUUCUUCGGGUGGUUUGAUUGACCCUUCGUUACAUUCACCCUUAUCAGCUGGUUUCCACAUCCCACCUGAAUAUCAACAAGGUGGUCAACAACAACAUCCAGGUGGUUUGAGUCCUAAUCCACAUCACGCACAACAUCAACAACAUCAUCAUCAACAACAACAACAUCAACAGCAACAGCAACAUUAUUAUCCACCGCCACCAGAUGGAUAUCCAUAUUACGCUCCACCACCUCAACAUCAAGGUCAUCCAGGUUAUAUGAACAUACAUCAUCAUCAGAUGUUUCAACAGCAACAACAACAACCUCAUUUGAGGGGUUGA
This is a messenger RNA of Kwoniella shivajii, 1329 nucleotides long. RefSeq lists its product as uncharacterized. NCBI's taxonomy places the organism in Eukaryota, Fungi, Basidiomycota, Tremellomycetes, Tremellales, Cryptococcaceae. The record is from RefSeq and is a predicted model, not a curated record. Gene Ontology annotation, biological process: positive regulation of transcription by RNA polymerase II. Bases 1 to 1329 code for a protein of 442 amino acids. The transcript is spliced from 4 exons. Gene Ontology annotation, molecular function: RNA polymerase II cis-regulatory region sequence-specific DNA binding; DNA-binding transcription factor activity, RNA polymerase II-specific; protein dimerization activity.